AUGGGCUCUGGCAGGACGGGCGGGAAGAGGUUGCUGCAAGCCCCUCAGUAUUCUCACCACUGGACGCUCUGGCCGAAUUGGGCGAGGCAGAUCAGAGUUCUCGUGCCGCCCUGCAUCACCGCCUUAACCUCCGCUGUUCUGCAUAUGUUCCGAUGUCUGUUGACAUGCGAGUUCCCCGAGCAAAGGUCAUGGCAUCGACACCAAUUGUUCCGGGUUUAA
Molecule: messenger RNA, 219 nt
Organism: Purpureocillium lilacinum
Lineage: Eukaryota; Fungi; Ascomycota; Sordariomycetes; Hypocreales; Ophiocordycipitaceae
Source: RefSeq, a predicted model, not a curated record